AUGAUCGACCGCCUGGACGACCUCCGUGCUGCAGCGGGCACCUUGGCGCGGGAGAACCGGCGCCGCGACCGGCGCGGCACCUCGCCGCUGCGGUCGCCGGAGCCCUCGCCGCCCCCCACGCCGCAGCUGGCGCCCCGGCGAAGCGAUGAGCCGCUGCACGGGUUUCUGGCCAAGUUGGAGCGGGUGCGCAGGGGCCCGCUGCGUGAGCUUGAAGGCACCCUGGCCGAAGCAGAGGAGCUUCAUAGCGGCGCGCUGCAGGCGACUACGGCCAAGGAGGAGAAAAAGGCGCUGCUGAAAGCAGAGGCCUGCGCCGCCCGGGCGUCCACCGCCGCUUCCAGGACCUGCCAAGAGCUGCGGAAUCUGGCCAGCGAGCCCCAGCAGACCGGAUCUGAGGCGGCUUUAAGGCGCCAGGCCUUGGCCGGAGUGUCCGUCCUCUUCCAGAACGCCUUGUCCAGCUACUUCCAGUUGCAGGUGGCCUUUCGCCAGGAGAUGGAGGCCAAGGUCUCCCGGCAGCUCCGUGCCGCCUUUCCGGAGGCGGACGACACGGUGGUGGAGGCAGUGGCAGCAGGCCGCUCUGCCGCUUCAACCAUCCAAGAUGCCAUGCAGCGGCAGUCAGGCACCGCGCCAUUGUCGACGGCCAAUGCGCUACAGGCUACUCAAGAAAGAUGUGACGAGCUGGCGAACUUGGCCCGUGCAGCGCGUGAUCUGAGCCAGAUUUUCGUGGACGUGGAGUCACUGGUGAACUCGCAGGGGGAGAUCCUGAAUGACAUUGGGAGCCACAUUGCCUCGACUCGGGAGCAAACCGCCCUGGGCCGCGACAAGCUGCGGGAGGCGGUUGCGGCGAAAACCUCCUGCCGCUGUUGGAUGGUUCUGGGUCUGCUGCUCGCGCUGUUCAUAGUGGUGCUGAUCGCCGCCAUCAUCCUCAGCCAGGCGCACCACAAGCAGCGUAUCCACGUCCUGAAGUGGGGCAACGAGGGCAACAGCAGCUCCUGGACGAUUGGCGCUUGA
Molecule: messenger RNA, 1008 nt
Organism: Effrenium voratum
Lineage: Eukaryota; Dinophyceae; Suessiales; Symbiodiniaceae
Source: the annotation of a GenBank genome assembly